UCCUUGGCCACCGCACCUGGGGAGCGGUCGCACCGGCGCCGUGGUGGCAUCGGGGUACACUGCGGGUGGAGCGAAGCGGAGGAAGGUGCACGAUGGCGGCCACAGCCUACGAGCAUCUGAAGCUGCAUAUUACACCUGAAAAGUUUUAUGUGGAAGCUUGUGAUGAUGGAGCAGAUGAUGUACUCAUCAUUGACCGCGUGUCUACAGAGGUCACCCUUGCAGUCAAAAAAGAUGUUCCCCCUUCUGCUGUUACAAGACCAAUAUAUGGGAUAAUGGGCACAAUCCAUCUGGUGGCAGGCAAUUAUCUUGUUGUCAUUACCAAAAAGAUGAAAGUAGGUGAAUUUUUUAAUCAUGUAAUCUGGAAAGCCACAGAUUUUGAUGUUCUUUCUUAUAAGAAGACAAUGUUACACUUAACUGAUAUUCAGUUACAAGAUAAUAAAACUUUCCUAGCAAUGCUAAACCAUGUCUUGAGUACGGAUGGAUUUUACUUUUCAACAACAUAUGACUUGACCCAUACUUUGCAACGGCUAUCUAACACGAGUCCAGAAUUCCAAGAAAUGAGUCUCCUAGAAAGGGCAGAUCAGCGGUUUGUAUGGAACGGGCAUCUGCUCAGAGAACUGUCUGCUCAGCCAGAGGUCCAUCGGUUUGCUCUUCCUGUGUUGCAUGGCUUUAUUACUAUGCAUUCAUGUUCUAUUAACGGGAAAUAUUUUGAUUGGAUUCUCAUCUCCCGGAGGAGUUGUUUCAGAGCCGGUGUGCGUUAUUAUGUGAGAGGAAUUGAUUCUGAAGGCCACGCAGCUAACUUUGUAGAAACAGAACAGAUUGUGCACUACAGUGGGAACAGGGCUUCAUUUGUACAGACUCGAGGAUCAAUACCUGUUUUCUGGUCACAAAGACCAAAUCUAAAGUACAAACCAGAUCCACAGAUCAACAAAGUAGCAAAUCACAUGGAUGGUUUCCAAAGGCAUUUUGAUUCACAAGUAAUUAUUUAUGGAAAACAAGUAAUAAUUAAUCUGGUGAACCAUAAGGGAUCAGAGAAACCACUUGAGCAAACAUUUGCAAAAAUGGUGUCAUCCUUGGGAAGUGGGAUGAUCAGAUAUAUUGCCUUUGACUUCCAUAAGGAGUGUAAAAAUAUGAGAUGGGAUCGACUGAGUAUUUUAUUGGAUCAAGUAGCAGAAAUGCAGGAUGAAUUAAGUUAUUUUUUAGUAGACUCUGCUGGCAAGGUGGUGACAAACCAGGAAGGAGUUUUCCGCAGCAACUGUAUGGAUUGUCUAGACAGAACGAAUGUGAUACAGAGUUUAUUAGCUCGGCGUUCCCUUCAGGCACAGCUGCAGAGACUAGGAGUUUUGCAUGUGGGACAAAAGCUUGAAGAACAAGAUGAGUUUGAGAAGAUUUACAAAAAUGCCUGGGCCGAUAAUGCUAAUGCUUGUGCCAAACAGUAUGCAGGAACCGGUGCCUUGAAGACUGACUUUACAAGAACUGGAAAAAGAACUCAGUUGGGACUGGUAAUGGAUGGCUUCAACUCAUUAUUACGGUACUACAAAAACAACUUUUCUGAUGGAUUUAGACAAGAUUCUAUAGACUUAUUUCUUGGAAACUACUCAGUGGAUGAAUUAGACUCUCACAGUCCUUUAAGUGUUCCAAGGGACUGGAAAUUCCUGGCGUUGCCUAUCAUCAUGGUUGUUGCCUUUUCAAUGUGCAUCAUCUGUUUGCUUAUGGCUGGUGACACUUGGACAGAAACACUGGCAUAUGUCCUCUUCUGGGGAGUUGCAAGCAUUGGAACAUUUUUUAUUAUUCUUUACAAUGGCAAAGAUUUUGUUGAUGCUCCCAGACUUGUACAGAAAGAAAAGAUAGACUGAAUUUGUGUUUGUGGAAAGCGGCUUGGCUUGGAAGACUCCAUGAUGCAGAACUGGAGUCUUUACUGACCUGCUUUCCACAUGAACCCCAAGGUCUUCUUAAAGCCUUUAUCCAAAAGUACCUCUUGUGAUUUGGGCUGGGUGAUAUCUUAGAAUUGAUCUGAUAUUACUGCUUUGAUGAUCUCUUUACUGUUGGGAUGGUUAUAUUUAUAAUUUGAAGCUAUAGUAUAAUUAAAAUGUAGCUUAAAUUCAGCUCACAGAACAGAAGAAAUCUAUUCACUGUCAAGUCAGAAGUUCACAGAUAAGUAAUAUAUUUUAAAAAAUUUAACUUCUUUCAUUAUUUAAAACAAAAUUAUUUUUCUAGCUCUGUUUCAUUAUUGCCAUUGUAAAGCAGUCACUGUUAGCAAGCAUUUUUUCCAUGUAUCUUUGGGCUUUUCUUAAGAGUUUAAUAAUAUGCUAAUUCUACUAUGCUUAGAGAAUGUCUCUUAAAGGUCAGGCAGUUUGCUAAGCUGUGAUUUCACAGUGAGGGAGAGGAGAAUGGGAUCUAGAGUCAUUUGAAAUUGCUUGAGCUGCUAGCAGCUUAAAUGUCAUGAAAAGUUCAGAUAUAUUUUAUCUUUUUUAAAUGGUAUAAAUGAAAUCAAAGAAUGUAAAGUCUGUCUCUUAUGCUAAAGGUCCAAAGUCACCUCUUUUUAAGAACUGCUUCAUUGUGGAAAAUACACUAGACUGCCAGCUGCUGCUUCUCAUAUCUUGUAGGAUUUUAUUAUUGGUUGCUCAUUGAGACAUGCAGACCUCAGAGAAGGUCUUGUGCUAGACUUGAUUCACACUUGGGGUAGCAGUUGCUUUUCCUGCAUGGCACUCUGGCUUUAUCACCCUGACAAGGUUUGUAUUCACUGUCAAUAAGUGUCUGAAAUUUAGUGCUUCCAGGUAGCCAUAGUUCUCCAAAUCAAGGACCAACUUUAAUUUAUGCAUAAACAGACUGAAAACCACGCUUCAGAGCUGUGCAUAGUUGUGAGACAGGUUAUAUAUUAAAAUUGUAAUUAUGAGGUUUAGAUAUUAGAACAGUGUAUAAGGUAGUAUCACUGCGCUAUCUUAGAACAAUUCAGUUAAACACUGCUAUGCUAUAUCAGUGUUUUGCUUUAAAAUAUGUGGUUUUUUUUUCUAAUAGUACCUUAUGUUAAAUAUUUCUAAAAGCGCCUUUAACAUUACCUUUUUUUCAACAUUAUCUUUUAUAAACAAUAAGUUAUUGCUUUUAGAAACUCUGGGAAAAUCCUGUGUAGUUUAAAAUCAGUCAUUAAAGCUCACUAUAGGGUAGUAAAUAGAGCCGCCUGCUCUGACACGUGUAAGCAGUUUGUUCCAAGAUGAAACAUGAAGCCACGUCUGCUGUGAUGUGCUAUUCAGAAGCUGCUGGGCAUUUUACAGUGAGCACUUCAUGCCAACACCACGUGGAACCAGUAGUGUGGCUGCUUUGCAAGGAGUAAUGUCAGAGGGUUAGGCUGCAAGUGAUCAGUGUUUGAGAGCCCUGCAGUGAUCUUGUUUAACUCAUUUACUGUACAUCCAUAUGCAAAAAUAAAAUGCCAUAUUCUUUUCUAA
Molecule: messenger RNA, 3443 nt
Organism: Rattus norvegicus (Norway rat)
Lineage: Eukaryota; Metazoa; Chordata; Mammalia; Rodentia; Muridae
Gene: Sacm1l
Product: SAC1 like phosphatidylinositide phosphatase
Exons: 20
Cellular component (GO): Golgi membrane; endoplasmic reticulum membrane
Molecular function (GO): phosphatidylinositol-3-phosphate phosphatase activity; phosphatidylinositol phosphate 4-phosphatase activity; phosphatidylinositol-4-phosphate phosphatase activity
Source: RefSeq, marked reviewed